GAAUAGCGGAGAGCUGAUCGGUUGAGCUGUUGAAGGGUUUGCAGGGUGCAGCGGUGAGCAUCCCCUGACACUGAGGCCGAGACACCGUUUCAACUUUCAAGUUACCCAAUAUAUCCAAAACGACACCGUUUCUUCAAAUUCCAAACUUCCAAUGGCGGCACCCACAAAACGAGACGAGCAAGAAGCUCUACGCCUCAAGUCCCUGGCGGACUCCAACUUCACUUCCUCCAGAGACCUCAACGCCGCCUUCAACUACGCCAAGCGCGCCCACCGCCUCGCCCCAAAUCUUCCCGGCGUCACCGAGACCCUCGCCGCCCUCACCGUUCUCCGCGCCGCCGCCUCUAAGAACUCCCCUUUCCCUGACUGGUACGCCGUCCUCGGUGCUGAGCCCUUCGCCCCCGCCUCCGUCCUCCGCAAGCGCUACAAGCAGCUGGCGCUCCUGCUCCACCCCGACAAGAGCCCCCACGUGGCAUCUGAUGAGGCAUUCAAGCUCGUCGCCGAGGCCUUCCGGUUGCUCUCCGACAGGGCAUGGAAGAGGGACUACGAUGUCAAGCUCAGGUUGAGGAUUCUGGAUGAGAAGGAGAAGGAGAAGGUUGGUGAAGAGGACAUGGAUACAUUUUGGACUGCAUGCUCCACUUGCAGGCUCUUGCACCAGUUUGAGAGGAAGUACCUGGGACAUAAUCUGGUAUGCCCCUCUUGCAGGAAGAGUUUUAAGGCUGUGGAGGUGGGUAGUGAUGAUGAUGGGUCUGAAGAAGAGGAAAAAGAGGAGGAGGAGGAGGAGGAGGAGGAGAAGGAGAAGGAGGACGGGGAGGAAGAAGAAGAGGUAGAGAGAGCUGAGAAGGGUAUGAUUGGGAAAUUGAAAUCAAAAGAGGUGGUGGAUGAUGAUGAGAGAUUGUGGGAUUUUGUGUCGAGGAGAAAAGCCAAGAGUGUGAAAGGGAAAAUGGGCGUUGAAAAAGAUGGAGGCUUGUGGAGGAGCCAGGGUUUGAAGGGCGGAAUUGAGGGUGGUGAAGUGAGAAAUGAGGAUUCUGAGAGCAAAGGAGAGGGUGUUGCGGGAAGCUUGAGAAGUGGGGAUUUGAGAACGCAGACUAAAGGGAAAGUAGGUAUUGAAAAAGGGGGAGGCUUGAUGAAGAGCAGGUGUUUGACGGGUGGAGUUGAGAGUAAUGAAGUGGGAAAUAAGGUCUUGGAGAGUGAAAGAGAGGGUAUUGGAGGAAGGUUGAGAAGUGGGGAUUUGAGAAAGAGGAAGCAUAUGGUUGGGGAGGUGUUGGACAGUUCAAAACCCAAGAGGGUCAAAACUGGGGAGGAAAUGAUGACAUUGGCUGAGUUUCAGUCUGAAGUAAAGCGAACAGCUCGGCAGAAGAUGAAGUUGAAACUAAAAGAAAAUGGAGAAGAUCAUGAAACAGAGAGGAGGAGCAAGCGGCGGGAAAGAUUUGGUGAGUUGAAAAAUAACAAGGAUUUAGAGGCUGGGGAAUGUAGGAGUAUGAAGAAGAGCGUGAAGCCAUUAGUCAAGGGGAUGAAAGAGGACUCUCUGAAGAAAAAGGAAGCGAGACCUGAGAAGCACGGUGAUUCUGGUGGAAGGGACUUGGAGACUAUCACAGUGGUGGAUUCGGAUUUUUAUGAUUUUGACAAAGAUAGAACUCAUAGAAGCUUUAGGAAAGGUCAAAUGUGGGCUGUAUAUGAUGAUAUUGAUGGAAUGCCAAGGCAUUAUGCCUUGAUUGAUGAAGUUUUUUCAGCAAACCCUUUUCAAGUGAGUAUAAGUUGGUUUGAUCUGCAAAACAAUGGGGUUGAAAAGAUUAUUAGUUGUGAGAAAAUGGGGUUUCACAUGCCUUGUGGAAGAUUUAAAGUUACCCAGAAGGCUUCCAUAAAUUCAGUAAAUGUAUUUUCUCAUGUUGUGGACUGUGAUCGAGCAGCACGCGAGGUCUACCAAGUUUAUCCAAAGAAGGGCUCAGUAUGGGCACUUUAUGGUAAGGCAACUCUUGAUGCAGAUGAACAAAAUUUUGCAGCCAAGGGUAAGAGAUGCUAUGACAUUGUUGUAUUCUUAACAAGUUACAGUGAAAUCUCUGGUCUGAGCAUGGCAUAUCUUGAGAAGGUUGAUGGUUACAAGACUGUAUUUAAGAGACAAGAGAGGGGAAGUCAUGCUAUUAGAUUUCUUGGAAAGGAUGACCUGUGGUUAAUUUCUCAUCAGAUUCCUGCUCGAAAAUUAUCUUGUAAUGAUACUCCUGAACUUUUGAAAGAUUGUUGGGAACUUGAUCCUGCUUCACUUCCCUCGGAUUUACUUACUAUAGGUGGCAUAGAUAAUUGAGGUGAAUAAACCUUUUUGGUUAUGUAGUUCUAAAUUUUCAACUGAAGGACUCUAGCAGCUUAAUUGUUGGUCUUACUUCAGUUACUUCAUGUAUUCUUGUGGUGGAUUACUUAAUGAUUUUAGGGAUCAUUUUUUCCAAAAAGGAAAAAGUAGAAAAUAUCUUAGGAAAACUAGCUGCCUUGUAUAGCCUGAAUUAGUUAGAUUUGCAGAUUCUCUGUUCAUAUAUUUUAUUAACUGUUCAUUUUGUCUAUUUUUACUA
Messenger RNA from Arachis ipaensis, 2558 nucleotides. Its product is annotated as DNAJ heat shock N-terminal domain-containing protein. The record is from RefSeq and is a predicted model, not a curated record. NCBI's taxonomy places the organism in Eukaryota, Viridiplantae, Streptophyta, Magnoliopsida, Fabales, Fabaceae.